UUCCCUGCCCCGAGUUCUCUCUUGCUCGCGCUCUCCGAGGCUGCAGCAGAUGGAGCCAGGAGGACCGAGGGAGAGCAGCGGGCGCUGAAGGCAGCUGUGCGAAGAGCGGAGGGGAGGAAAACAGAACAGGCAGAGAGAGAGAGAAAGAGAGAGAGGAGACGAAACUUUUCUCUCAGCUCUGCUCCGGCCGUUGCCUCGCUCGCUCCCUCGCGUUGCCCGUUCUGUGAGUCUGUGGGGGGAAAACAUUGGAGAUUCAGGGGCGCCACCACCGCUGGACAUGAAGGAAUCGCGGAGGGCAGCCACCCAGGAGCAGGGGGCAGACAGCGUUGCCGCCUCCUCCUCCUCACCGUUGGAGGGUCCGGAGAAGAAGCGGAAAACGCGGAAAGGCAAAGGGGCCCCCGGCAGAAGAGGGCCCCCUCGGGAGGAGAGUGGGCCAGCUGUGCCUCCUAAAUUGAAGGAGAUGAAAAGUCAAGAAUCUGCUGUGGGUCAGACACUAGUUUUGAGAUGUGAAGCCAGUACUGAGCACCUCUCUCUCAAAUUCAAAUGGUUAAAGAAUGGAAAAGAAAUAACAAAAAGAAACAGACCAGAAAAUGUCAAGAUUAAGAGCCCCAAAAAACAAAAAACAUUCUCAGAACUCCGCAUUACUAAAGCUUCGUUGGAUGAUGCUGGGGAAUAUACAUGUAAAGCAAGCAACAGAUUUGGAGAUGACAGCACUAAAGCUGAAGUAACUAUUGCAGACACCAGUGAACCCACGGGCAUGAUACCAGUUUUGACAAAAGGAGUAAAUGCAUCCUCACAACUCAUAGACAAGAUUUCUGCCUCUACUGAAGGAACAAAUACAUCUUCUACCACUUCUACAUCUACUACUGGGACAAGUCAUCUCACAAGAUGUGAUGUGGAUAAGAAAGGCUACUGUGUAAAUGGGGGUGAAUGCUUCAUGGUCAAAGAUCUUCCAAACCCAAGAUAUUUAUGCAAGUGCCCAAAUGAAUUUACUGGUGAUCGCUGUCAAAACUACGUAAUGGCCAGCUUCUACAAGCAUCUUGGGAUUGAAUUUAUGGAAGCUGAGGAACUCUACCAGAAAAGGGUGUUGACCAUAACUGGCAUCUGCAUUGCUCUCCUUGUUGUUGGCAUCAUGUGUGUUGUGGCAUACUGCAAAACCAAGAAGCAGCGGAAAAAGUUGCAUGACCGCCUCAGGCAAGGCCUUCGAUCAGAACGCAAUCACAGGGUCAACAUGGCAAAUGGGCCUCACCAUCCUCACCCACCGCCGGAGAAUGUCCAGCUGGUGAAUCAAUAUGUAUCUAAAAACAUAAUAUCCAGUGAACAUGCUGUUGAGAGAGAAACUGAGGCAUCUUUUUCUACAAGUCACUAUACCUCAACUACACAUCAUUCUACAACCGUCACUCAGACUCCCAGCCACAGUUGGAGUAAUGGUCGGACUGAAAGCAUAAUCUCUGAAAGUCAUUCAGCCCUUGUGUGCUCCUCAGUUGAGAACAGCCGCCAUGCAAGCCCCUCAGGACCUCGCGGUCGCCUCAAUGGCAUUGGUGGACCAAGAGAAUACAACAGUUUUCUCCGGCACGCACGAGAGACACCAGACUCUUACCGUGAUUCACCGCACAGUGAAAGGUACGUAUCUGCCAUGACCACGCCAGCUCGCAUGUCUCCUGUAGAUUUCCACACUCCAAGUUCUCCAAAAUCACCAGCUUCAGAAAUGUCACCGCAAGUCUCCAGUUUAACAAUGUCUGUCCCGUCUGUAGCUGUCAGUCCAUUUAUAGAAGAAGAGAGGCCUCUCCUGUUGGUGACCCCACCCAGGCUGCGGGAAAAAUACGAGCUUCACUUACAACAGUUCAAUUCUUCUUACCACCACAAUCCUGUCCAUGAAAGCAACAGCCUACCACCGAGUCCCAUGAGGAUAGUCGAGGACGAGGAAUACGAAACCACGCAGGAAUAUGAACCUACACAAGAGCCUCCAAAGAAACUGGUCAACAGUCGGAGGGCCAAAAGAACAAAGCCCAAUGGCCACAUUUCCACUCGAUUGGAAAUGAACACUGACACGAGUUGUGGGAACAGUAGCUCAGAGAGUGAGACAGAAGAUGAAAGGAUAGGUGAAGACACACCUUUUCUGAGCAUACAAAACCCUACAACCGCUGACCUAGAAUCAGCUGCUGCAUAUAGGCUCACUGACACUAGGACUAACCAAGCCAGCCGCUUCUCGACGCAGGAAGAAUAUCAAGCAAGAUUGUCUGGUGUAAUAGCUAACCAGGAUCCCAUCGCUGUAUAAAGGAGAAGGAAAAGAGAGAGAGAGGGAAAAAAAACACUUAAAAAAAAAACC
Molecule: messenger RNA, 2329 nt
Organism: Notechis scutatus (mainland tiger snake)
Lineage: Eukaryota; Metazoa; Chordata; Lepidosauria; Squamata; Elapidae
Gene: NRG1
Product: neuregulin 1
Biological process (GO): cell differentiation; animal organ development; nervous system development
Molecular function (GO): protein tyrosine kinase activator activity; chemorepellent activity
Source: RefSeq, a predicted model, not a curated record